AUGGACAACCCACACACACCAAAGAAAAGCGUCACACAAGGUUUACUCAAUGGGUUAGAGGCGGCACGGUCUAAGGCACAGGUUGCAACUAGGCCAUUCUCAUUGAAACGUUCGACGGAAUGGAAAAAGAAGGCAAGUCAAAUGAAGGCUUCUACGCCGUCAUCGUUCUUUACCCGUAAUAUUACCUUGACAGCUGUCAUACUGAAUCGG
Ambispora leptoticha is the source of this 210-nucleotide messenger RNA. NCBI's taxonomy places the organism in Eukaryota, Fungi, Glomeromycota, Glomeromycetes, Archaeosporales, Ambisporaceae. The record is from the annotation of a GenBank genome assembly.